AUGGUUUCCAAUAAGAAAAUACUUUAUUCAGUAAUUCUAUCAUUAUUUAUAUUGGAAGAAAUUUUUCAAAUUGUUGGAUUGGGUACUUGUAUUUGUUUACUACUUGAUUUGGAAGUAAUUUAUAUAGUAGUCAGUUCAUCAUUGGAACAAUCUAUCUUUUACUUGUCAAUUGCUGCUUGUGUCAAUUGCCAAUGUUUUAUUACAAAGAUUUUAAAUCAAUUAUUCUUUAACAAAUCACAUGAAUGGAUGAGAAUGAAUAAGAAGAGACACUAUAUUUCACGAUUUAUCACAAUAUUGAGCAUUUCGCUGAUUGUAACAGUCAACUUGAUUUUCGUAAUAAUUGUUGGUUUUGUAAUCUCUUCAAAUAUAUUCAGAUAUUAUGACGCUGACAGGAAGCUAUUGUCUGAAACGGAUUUUCUUAUUUUCAAACAAGUUGGUGAAGCCAUGUUUGGACUUUACAUUUCAAUUACAAGUUUAGUAACAAUUUAUUACUCAUUACUAAAUAUGGCUAUUGUUGUGUUGCUUAUCAGAAAGUUAUUACUCAAUCAAAAGUUUCCAAUCACAGAGCAACGUAAGAAAUCAUGUAGAAAUUUGCUUUUAUUAACAUUUGGCCAACUUUAUAUGGCAAUUUUCAAUUUGAUUUCAUUGAUAGUAGGAUCUGCUGCAUUUGGAAUAUUUAUUCAGAUUUAUCCCGUAUGCAUUCUUUUCCACAAAAUAACCUUGUUAUCAUUUUGUGUUUUUGUAACGUUUUCAUUUGGUCCUUUGGAUAAUAUCAUGAUAGAAAUUAGAGCUAGCUCAAAUGAUACUGUUGAAACCAUUAAAAGAGAUGCCAAAUCUCAAGCAGCUGUGAAUACUGUAGAUAUUGUUCGAAAGGAGGAAUUCAGAGUAGAUUCUAUAAAAUCUGAAAUUUCUCACUGGACUCCAUCUAUUAGAAACGAAACUCCAAUCCUGAUUGAUCCCACAAACGAAUUUACAGAAAUUCCACUUUGGGAAACACCCAAUAGGAAUCAAUUUUAA
Molecule: messenger RNA, 1017 nt
Organism: Naegleria gruberi
Lineage: Eukaryota; Heterolobosea; Eutetramitea; Acrasida; Naegleriidae
Exons: 1
Coding region: 1-1017 (338 amino acids)
Source: RefSeq, a predicted model, not a curated record